This is a messenger RNA of Prunus armeniaca (apricot), 228 nucleotides long. NCBI's taxonomy places the organism in Eukaryota, Viridiplantae, Streptophyta, Magnoliopsida, Rosales, Rosaceae. The record is from the annotation of a GenBank genome assembly.
AUGAACCAAACAGAUAACGCAUCCUUUGAAAGAUUUUGUCGAGAAACUACAGCCACAUUUUGGCACUAUCAUGGGGGAUGCCUAAUGGGAAAGGUGGUGGAUGGAGAUUUGCGAGUCAUGGGGAUCAAUGCAUUACGUGUUGUUGAUGGCUCUACAUUUAAUUUGUCACCAGGGACCAAUCCUCAAGCCACCCUCAUGAUGUUGGGCAGGUAUGCUCUGUACACUUAA